Lecanosticta acicola is the source of this 1798-nucleotide messenger RNA. Lineage: Eukaryota; Fungi; Ascomycota; Dothideomycetes; Mycosphaerellales; Mycosphaerellaceae. The record is from the annotation of a GenBank genome assembly.
AUGAACGGCCACUCACGCCACCACUCAGUCGUUGCGGACGAGGUCGCCAAGCACCAACCUCGACUACCCAAGAAGCUGAUCGUUUGCUGCGAUGGUGUGUCGGCUUUCGCAAGGCCACAUGGAACGAUACUGAUGUGCGGUAGGAACGUGGCAGGACAGAGACAAUGGCUUUCAGGACGGCAAGAUUCAAACCCCCACCAACGUAACCCGAAUCGCUCGAGCUAUGAUGCCCGAAGACGACGCGAAGCACCCGCAGAUCGUAUACUAUCAAGCUGGCGUCGGCACGGGGCUUGGUCUCUACGAUCAAUUGGUUGGCGGCGGAACGGGCAUGGGUCUCAGCGAAAACAUCCGCGAGGCCUACGCUUUCCUCGCUAGCAAUUACUCCCUCGAAGACCACUUGAGCGCUCCGGAUUCCAUCUUUCUGUUGGGCUUCUCGAGAGGUGCUUUCACCGCUCGAUCACUGGGCGGCUUCAUCGGCGCAGUCGGCAUUUUGACCAAGAAGGCAAUGCCCUACUUCUACGAUCUGUUCAAGGACUGGGAGAACGCUGGCGAGCGCAACUACAAGCCCAUGUUCUUCAAGCUUUACGCACAGGAGAAUCCGGAAGUCGGCGACAUUCCAGAGAUACAGCCACCCAAGUCUCAGGAGAUGAGCGCUGAUCCGUCCAAAGCCAUCGAUGCAUACAUGCACAGGUACCGAGACCAACUGCUUGCCUAUGGUCUUACCCAAAUGGCGCAGAUCAAGUGCAUCGGCGUGUGGGACACAGUGGGAGCUCUCGGCAUCCCGAUCAAUCCUUUCCUACAGCGCACAUUGGGCAUGGCAGCUUUCGUGAAAGAAUACCGCUGGUUCGACACCAGGCUUUCCAACACCGUCGACAAUGCUUUCCACGCGCUAGCUCUCGAUGAGCACCGAUUCCCGUUCUCCCCUGCCGUGUGGGAGCUGGAUGAAGGCUGCAAGACAAACCUCAAGCAGGUCUGGUUUCCCGGAGCGCAUUCCAACUGCGGAGGCUCUUAUGAAGACAACGGAAUGGCGAAUAUUACGCUCGCGUGGAUGAUGGACCAGAUGGCCGGCAACACCAGAGACCCCAGCAAAGAGUUCGAUCCGGUAGAUUGGAUCAAGUUUGAUGACGACUACAUCGAUGACUGCUUCAAACGUACGACUUCUUUCUACAACACGCUUUCGAACGGGAGUGCGUACAGAGGCUGGGCGAUGGGUAAGGUGUACAACAGCAACACCUUUCCACAGGCUUUGGCGGGCGCGAGGACCAGAACACCCGGUCGCUACCCGCGGACGAAUUACCAAACAGCCAAAUACACCACCGUACCGCUACAGAAUACGCACGAGCACAUCCACUCUUCCGUGCGAGCCCGCAUGGAUCUCGACGGCAGAGAGGUGGAACCGGAAGAAUGGUACCAGCAAAUGCUCUCCUGGAUCUACCGCACCUUGACGGGCCAGCAGCGCGUGAAACCCUACCAACCCCACCGAACAAGCGGUAUGCUCCCAAACAGCGGCGGUCCCCUCGAAGGCUGGAAGCUCGUCGACGGCCACCAAUACCACGACGACCCGAAUUACGAAAUCGACAUGACUCCCGGCGGAAUCAAACAGAUCCACUGGGAAUAUAAUGGCAACGGGACAGCUUCGACACAGAUUAUGAAGGAGGACGUCUUUGCCGAGAGGGGCUAUGAGGAGCGGUUGUUGUUGCAUGAUCAGCGGAUUGCGGAUCAGGUGAUUUAUUCGAACAACCGGUGGCAUUGGUUCAAGAAGCCGAAGACGAAGGCUCAGUUGGCCAAGACGUUCUAG